UGAACCGUCUCGUUUUCUCCCUCCAGUCUCUGGUUCUCUGCAAUUGGAUUUUGGCUCUCAUGGCGCCUCAGAAGCUGACGGAGUACGAGCGAAAGAGGCUCGAAAACAUAAAGCGAAAUGAACAGAUGAUUUCAGCCCUCAAGAUCAAAUCCACAGCCACACUCCUUUCCGCCGCCGUUACGAAACGCAAAAGUGCUGAAUCUAAAUCGUAUAAAGUGAGUCCAGAUAAGAAACAGAAAACAGAAGCCCCGAUUGUUAUCCGGCGGUCACUGCGCACGAGGGGUAUUGCGCCGGACUCCAAGGGUUUGACUGAUGAUUUUGUUGAUAAACCUCAAAAAUCUGUUAGCCCCUCAAAACCUAGGGUGUUGGGUCCUCUGAGUAUGAGAGAUGCCUUUAGUGGAGAUGACAUAGCUUCUAAUGGAAGACUUGUAGCGGCUAUUUUGAGUAUUUCAAAGAAACCCCAGGUGGGUGUUUCAGUCAAGAAAGAAUUUAAUGGGGUUAAGGCUGGUAAGGGUGGGAGUUUGGGUGAGAAAUGUGAGUGGAGUUCUUGCAAAAAGGAGGUUUUGGAAUGUCCAGAUAAGUUGGGUAAGAGUGAAACUGAGAUUGGUGCUGAUUUGGGGAUGCCAAUUAAGGAAGAAAAUGAUGGGGUUAACGCUUUUAAAUAUGAAAAAUUGAGUGAAAAGGGUAAUCUGGGAUCCUGUGGUUUGGUUAUGGGUACUGUUAAAAGUGAGUAUAAGGAUGGUUCAGUGAAGAUGGAGAAAAGUGAGCCCAGGAAUUCUCUUGAUCUGUAUUCACUGAUGUUGAAGCCUGAAAAUGUGGCACGGAUUCUGCCUGGGAGGAUAAUGGUGGUGAAGUUUUUCCCUUGCACUGAUUUGAGGAUGGUUGUCGCAGGGAACAAGUUUGGAAAUGUUAGCUUUUGGAAUGUAAAUUCCAAGGAUGAUGAUGGGAUAUAUCUUUAUCGUCCACACACAGGUCCCAUUUCUGGGAUUUCCAUCCAGCAGUCUUCAAUGUCAAAGAUCUUGACAAGCUGCUAUGAUGGCUUCAUUCGAUUAAUGGAUGUCAACAGGGAAGUAUUUGAUCUUGUACAUUCAACUGAUGAAACUGUUUUUUCCCUAUCACAACAACCAAAUGAUAUUAUGAGCUUAUACUUUGGUGAGGGUCAUGGAGGAUUGAAUAUAUGGGAUCUAAGGGCAGGAAAGUCUAGCAUGAAGUAUAUGCUGCAUGAGGAUAGGAUCAAUACAAUAGAUUUUAACCCUCAUGACCCCAACAUCAUGGCUACUAGCUCCACAGAUGGUACUGCCUGCAUUUGGGAUCUGAGAAGUAUAAAUGCAAGUAAACGCAAAACUUUGAAGGUAGUGAAUCAUGACAGGGCAGUUCACGCUGCUUACUUCUCACCUUCUGGUAGCUCUCUGGCAACAACAAGUUUUGACAAUAAGGUUGGUAUUCUAAGUGGAAUCAAUUUUGAGGAUAUUUCUAUGAUAGACCAUGAUAAUCAGACUGGAAGAUGGAUUUCCAGUUUCAGAGCUAUAUGGGGAUGGGAUGAUUCACACGUUUUCAUCGGCAAUAUGACUAGAGGAAUUGAUGUGAUCUCCCCAGCACAAAGGAAAAUAAUUAUGACGUUAAAGAGUACACACGUGUCUGCAAUUCCAUGCAGAUUUAAUGCGCACCCUUACGAAGUUGGGACGCUUGCAGGAGCCACAAGCGGAGGCCAAGUUUAUAUAUGCACAUCAGGUUAAAAAUGCAGAGCCCUGAAGGAUGGGUGCGCUUGCAAUUGCCAUCCGACUUGAGAAUUUUUGUAAUUUGGUGUCUGUAGGUAGCCACUGGCACUCUUAUGUCUCUUGAAAACAAGCAUUAAUCUGCUAUUAGUGCAAUUUUUGUACAUUCUUGCCCUAUUCUGAUGGUUGAGACUGGGUUUUCAAUCACAAACUGUGGGAAUGAUCACUGUGAAAAUUUCCUCGUUCAUCAUUGUUAAAUGGCAAACUCGCUGAGUUUUGUGAUUAU
Messenger RNA from Rubroshorea leprosula, 2001 nucleotides. The record is from the annotation of a GenBank genome assembly. Lineage: Eukaryota; Viridiplantae; Streptophyta; Magnoliopsida; Malvales; Dipterocarpaceae.